AAGGAGUGAAUCAGGACGUCUAUAAGAAUUGCUAGGCAUCUAAAGUGGAAAGGAUGAGCAACUUUCUCUAGAAAUAUGCUAAACAUCUGACACAAACUUUCAUACAGAGGGAGAAAAUAGAAAGUGAGAGGUUGAAAUGGGAAGGAGUCCUUGCUGCUCUAAAGAGGGACUGAAUAGAGGAGCUUGGACAGCCAUCGAAGACAAACUACUCACUGAAUACAUCAAGGCUCACGGUGAAGGCAAAUGGAGAAACAUUCCCAAAGACGCAGGUCUUAAGAGAUGUGGGAAGAGUUGCAGGCUCCGGUGGCUGAAUUAUUUGAGGCCUGAUAUCAAAAGAGGCAAUCUGACUGAAGAUGAAGAAGAUCUCAUCGUCAGACUCCACAGACUCUUAGGAAACAGAUGGUCUCUUAUAGCAGGGAGACUUCCAGGGCGAACAGACAAUGAAAUUAAAAAUUACUGGAACACCAAAUUAUCAAAGAGCGCACGCGCAAAACAAUCAAAUCAUUUCAAAAUUGAGAAGACAUCUGAGGUCAGAACCGUUAACGAGGCCCCUCGCUCAGGUGUUAUCAAGUCCAGGGCAGUGCGAUGCAGCCGUGAUUUCGUCACCUUCCAACCACAUGAUAAAACUGAAAAUCGUGUUUUAGUCGAGCCCCUAUCGAUGGAUGUCCCCGUUAUGCAUGACAUGGCUGCAGAAUCCGAAUCUAAUGAUGGUUCGUUUUCAUUCCUGUCUAGAGAGGAAAAUUCCUCCGAUUAUACGAUAGAUUUUGAUGUUGGGGGUAUAGAUCUCUCAGAAAUUCUUGCUUUCAGUUUCAACAAGCUUAAUGAAUUCGAUGAUAAUGUGAUAGAAGAAGCAACAAUUAACGAUAAGAGCGAGGCCAAAGGCAUAGCAGGUGAAGCAUAUCUAGUAAAAGAGAAAAUGAUAGAGAACUGGAACGAGGACAGUGAUUAUUUUGAAGCAAAGAUGGAAUCAGGUUUCGCAUCUCUGGCUUCUUUUUAUGAAUCAUGUGAGGAAUACUGGUUGUUCUAGUUAUUUUAAUUACUUGGUCUCGGUAUUUAGCCAAGUUGUGUGUAAUAGUAAUACAGUAAUUCCGUGAAUCCGUGUAGACUCAUCAUCAGCAUCAUUUGAUUGCCUGAGUCUAAGAUUUAAUUAUAUAGAUGCAUGCAUCUCAAUCUCAGAGUGGGGGCAGGGCUGAUUAGAAACUGUUAACGUUAUACUUUGUAAGACUGUAUUUGAUAUUUUGGUACUUUUGUGAUUGACUUUACAUCUGGAGGAGUUUUCUUUU
Molecule: messenger RNA, 1283 nt
Organism: Pistacia vera
Lineage: Eukaryota; Viridiplantae; Streptophyta; Magnoliopsida; Sapindales; Anacardiaceae
Product: transcription repressor MYB6-like
Exons: 3
Coding region: 137-1027 (296 amino acids)
Source: RefSeq, a predicted model, not a curated record